AUGGCAACUAUCCUAGUUACUGGUGCAAACCGCGGGAUUGGUUAUGCCAUUGUGCAAGCCAUCGCUACCCGCCUCCCUUCAUCCACCAUCGUGCUUGGAUCUCGCAGAAAGGAUGCAGCACAAGAAGCGAUUGAAUCACUAAUUGAUAGUGGAAUCAAAGGUAGACUCGGCUAUGUUGAGUUGGAUAUUGAGAACGACGCUUCUAUCGAAGCAGCCGUGGCAUCUCUGGAGCGAGAAUAUGGGAAACUGGACGUUCUGAUCAACAACGCUGGCAAAGUUGAGCGAAGAUCAUCAGAUAAUCUGGCGGAUAUCCGAGGAGCAUCCAACUCUUGCUACAACAACCUCAUCACCAGCAACGCUGUCGUUACGCAUGCCUUUGGUAAACUGCUAAGAAAGUGCUCCGAGCCAAGAGUCAUCAUGAUCUCGAGUGCUCGCGGCAGUAUGGCCAGAACAAACAACAAAGAGCUCCCUCCUGUUGCCAACAUUGACUAUUGCGUCUCCAAAGUUGGUCUCAAUAUGCUUAUGCUGCACUUGCAGGCCGCGGAGAACCAUAGUAAGAACGGAACCAAUAUUACUUUCUGGGCUGUAAGCCCAGGACACUGCAAGACGGCUUUUAACGGCUACAAGGGCAGGAAAGAUCCCUUAGAAGGUGCCGAGGCAGUGGUGAGGUUGCUUGAGUCGACCCAGGGGGACAUUGAACCUGGGACAUUUUGGGAGUAUGAGAAUGGUAGCUUUCAGCAAGUUCCUUGGUAA
Fusarium odoratissimum NRRL 54006 is the source of this 753-nucleotide messenger RNA. RefSeq lists its product as uncharacterized. The transcript is spliced from 3 exons. Bases 1 to 753 code for a protein of 250 amino acids. Lineage: Eukaryota; Fungi; Ascomycota; Sordariomycetes; Hypocreales; Nectriaceae. Gene Ontology annotation, molecular function: oxidoreductase activity. The record is from RefSeq and is a predicted model, not a curated record.